This is a messenger RNA of Chlamydomonas reinhardtii, 1484 nucleotides long. RefSeq lists its product as uncharacterized. The record is from RefSeq and is a predicted model, not a curated record. The transcript has a single exon. Lineage: Eukaryota; Viridiplantae; Chlorophyta; Chlorophyceae; Chlamydomonadales; Chlamydomonadaceae. The coding region runs from base 401 to 613 and encodes 70 amino acids.
AUCUCAAAUAUUUUGUUUGCGGCCUAUUCGGUGACGUCGCGGUGAACAGGCUUCUCAAGUCUGCGCAAUUACCGCGCUUUGAUGCCAAUUAUUGUUGCCGUCAUCAAAAAUACAUGCAAGGAGACUAGAAACAUGCUCCCGGGCUUAAGAGUGCGACCCUGGCGAAAGCAUGCCUCGCGAAAUGUGGUGACAGCCACCCUCGCAGAAUGCGACGGGAGUCAAACUUUUGCAUCCUUAUAUGUCAUAUAAGUUAAUUCCUGAAAGAGGGAGGCUAAGUCUACGCGAGCGUGGAGAAACACGUGUGGACACGUUUUUGCCCCUCUUCAGACCGGCGUCAUACCCGUGUGGGCCGCCCAUCCUGCUCACUGCCUACACGGUGAAGGCGGGGACCGUGCUACAAAUGGCUCCACAGUUAGCCGCCCUGAAGGCUAAGCAUUUGCAAUAUGUGUGCGACGCGGGUGUGUCGGGGGUGGGGGCUGCCCUGGCGGCGGGGGCCUUCGUGUGCACCUUGGCCCGCUUGUGGUCGCUGAAAUGGGAGAAUCAUCAUAAGGAAGCACUGUGGCGUGUGGCCGCCAACGCUUGCUGGGCGUUUCCACGGCAUGCUAGCGCCUAGCGAGCGGGCGCGAGGCGUUGCUGUUGACCCGUGUUGGGCGUGUGGGUUUGACACGCAGGAUGGGGACCGGCGUCACUGGUUUUGGGACUGCACUGUUGCGCUGUCCCUGCGGGAAAACAUGGGGAUGGCUAUGGGUUUCCAUGCCAGAGGAUGCUCUAAGUGCCUUCUCUCGUGAGGAGUUGUGGUUAGUGCGCCCGCCUGCGGGGCUUGCGCCACCUGUGUGGGAUGUGGUGUGUCUCGCUGCUAUGUCUGCCCUGGACUUUGGUCGGCAGCGUGUGGUUAUGGCCGGGCUGGCGGCGCGACUGCGCGAGCGAAGCUGCCGUCGGCCCGGGUGCUGAGCAUUGGACUUGGCGUCGUAGCUGACUUCUGGGGUCGUCUCCAGACGUUUGUGACUUUGGGUAUCAGGCCAAAGGGUUGGGACGCUGUGCCGUCUGCGCAUCCUUUCAUCUCUCGGGCUGUUGGUGAAGGCCUGGUAUUGCGCUUGCCGUAUGACGCUGAUUCCCCGCCUCCCUCACCGUGAGAGGUUGUGGGUGGUUGGGGGAUUAGUGUGUGGGCAGGACGCGCGUGUGGGCGACCGUUCUAGUGCCUGGACGCUUGCGCCCUGGUUAGUGCGUGCGCUGUGCGUGUGUGCUGCGGCCUGGACGAUUCCCGGCACUCCGGUGCCUAGGCUUGUGGCAUUGAGGCACAGCGGUGGGGCUCUGGCGGGUUGAGGCUUGGCUAGGACUCACUGUGCGCGGAGUCACACGGACUUUGACCGCGGGAGGGUUUGCAGCAAAGUCGGGGUUGGUGGAGUCAACUUGGGCCCUGAUAGCAUGUGAUGGCUCGGCGUCUUCGGGUACUGGGACUGUCCCCUCUGUAACAUCCGCACUCA